UCCCAUCGGUUAAGUGUGCAGUUCAAUCCAACGGUAGCAUCCAACAUGAAGGCGUUCGUAGUACUCUCCAUGGCUCUGGCCAUUGCCUCCUGUGCGGCAGUUGACGAUUCCACCAAAAAGGAAAAACGUGGUCUCUGGGAACUGAGUAACGAUCACGAUGAUUUUGGACACGAUCACUAUGAUCACUACGACCACAAAACCGUAACCAAGACCAUCACCAAAAACGUCCACGUGCCAUAUCCGGUUGAGGUCGAAAAGCACGUUCCCGUACCGGUUAAGGUUCCAUACCCAGUUCAUGUCGAAAAGAAGGUCCCCGUUUAUGUGGAGAAAAAUGUGCCAGUAUACGUUGAAAAGAAGAUUCCAGUCCACGUAGACCGUCCAGUCCCAUAUCCAGUCGAAGUUAAGGUCCCAGUUGUCCAGAAGGAAUACGUCGAAGUGCCGAAACCGUACGCAGUUCAUGUUGAGAAGCCCGUCCCAGUGUACAUCAACAAACCGGUGUACGUCGAGAAGCCCGUUCCAGUGACCGUUCACGUCAAGGAACACAAGAAACACUGGGGUCUGUUUUAA
This is a messenger RNA of Topomyia yanbarensis, 567 nucleotides long. Its product is annotated as mantle protein-like. NCBI's taxonomy places the organism in Eukaryota, Metazoa, Arthropoda, Insecta, Diptera, Culicidae. The coding region runs from base 46 to 567 and encodes 173 amino acids. The transcript has 2 exons. The record is from RefSeq and is a predicted model, not a curated record.